UUGAAGACCCGCUGGAAGAUUUGACUUUUUGUGGAGCCAGCUCUCUCAGUGAUGUUCGGAAACUCAUGAAGGAAUGGAUAAUGUCCUGUUCAGAACCCCAAGAGGCUGACGUCUCCAUGGUGACAGAAUAUUUAAUAAAACUAAUCCAAAACAGAAACCUGGAGCAAGCAUUCAGCCUGUUAAAGUUUUUGACACGAAGAAGUAAAUCAGAGAGCAGCUCUCGGUGGAGGGAUAGCUUGUUCAACAUCACCGCUUGUGUUCAAAAUGUCAUAGAUGCUUGCUAUGGGGCUACACUCAAGCUGUGA
Candidula unifasciata is the source of this 305-nucleotide messenger RNA. The record is from the annotation of a GenBank genome assembly. NCBI's taxonomy places the organism in Eukaryota, Metazoa, Mollusca, Gastropoda, Stylommatophora, Geomitridae.